UAUAAUGGUGCAAAUUUUUUAACAGCUGAUUGAUAAUGUAGGUUGUAAUAACUUCAGCAAGAUAAUAGUACAUUCCAUAAUAAUGGUUGGGUGAUUAAAUGAUAAGUCAACAAUAAUGACAGUCAAUGAUACUGCAUGAACAGGCAUAAAACAUAUUGCAGAAUAAUUAAUAAUGUGUGAAGCAGAUUUCGAAUUGAUGUGUCAAGGAGCUGAAGCUAGAUUAUAUAAAGGACAAUAUUUAGGACGUAUGGCAAUAAAAAAAGAACGUUUUAAAAAAACUUAUCGACAUCCAGAUCUAGACGAAAGAUUAACAAAAGACAGAAUCAAAAGUGAAUAUCGUGCUAUUGUUCGUGCGAAAAUAGCAGGUGUCCGUACUCCAGCAGUUUUUUUAGUUGAUCCAUAUGAACGGAGCAUUUAUAUGGAAUAUAUAGAUGAUGCGAUAGUAUUGAAAAACCUGAUAGAAAAGCUUAUUGUUCUCAAUAGUAAUAAUGAACAAGUGUGGGUGCAUAAUUUAGGUAAAAUUUUAGGCUUAAUUAUAGCUAGGCUACAUACAAAUAAUAUUAUUCAUGGUGAUUUGACAACAUCGAAUAUACUUGUAAAAAGUUGUAUUCUUGAUCAGUUGAAAGAUAUAAAAGAAGGAGGCAAUCUUGAUGAAAAUAAACUGAUGAUACAUUUCAUCGUCAUUGAUUUUGGUUUAGCACAUGUUGAUUCAACAGCUGAAGAUAAAGCUGUAGAUCUUUAUGUUUUGGAACGAUCCUUGUUGAGCUCGCACUCUCAAGUACAAAAUUUAUUUUCAGAAAUAAUGAAAAGCUAUCAGAAAAAUAUAAAAGAUAAAAAACAACAACGAGAAAUUAUUUCUAAAUAUGAAGAAGUGAAAGCUCGUGGUAGAAAACGUCUGAUGAUUGGAUAAUUAAUAUCUAUCGAAAUAAAAAUUUUUUGUACUUCUGUAAGGCGGAUAUUAUUAGUAAAAUAAUUGUAAUAAAAAAGAAUAAUUGUAUUCAAGUAAUUUUUUUAUGAAUAAAAAUUUGAUCAAUAUUAAAAAGUAACAA
This is a messenger RNA of Chelonus insularis, 1049 nucleotides long. RefSeq names its product TP53 regulating kinase (gene Prpk). Gene Ontology annotation, biological process: protein phosphorylation. Gene Ontology annotation, molecular function: protein serine/threonine kinase activity; ATP binding. Gene Ontology annotation, cellular component: cytosol; EKC/KEOPS complex; nucleus. The record is from RefSeq and is a predicted model, not a curated record. The coding region runs from base 173 to 910 and encodes 245 amino acids. The transcript has 3 exons. Lineage: Eukaryota; Metazoa; Arthropoda; Insecta; Hymenoptera; Braconidae.